AUGCAGAUCAAAAUUACGUCCAAUUUACUUGGAAUGCUUAGUCUCAGCCAAUGGCAGUCCGUACUUACUAGUCUCUCUUUUUGCUACCCCACAGCGCAAAAUCCCCUCGGACAUGCGACAACAGCAAAGAAACGAAAGGAUCCCCAGUCUGGACUGAGGAGAAUGGAGGAAACCAACGUGGCAAGCCCAGCGCAGCAACGAAUCCCGAAUACGAUUGAGGAUGCAGAAAUAACAAAUACGUAUUUUUCCUUCACCGAGCCCAGCUCACCUGCAGACGAUCCCGACAACUCGCAAUUACUCAUCGGCGAAUCCUUGAUCCCCGUACGAGAACGAAGGCAUGCAGGCACCACCGUCGUCAGUAUUGAUGGAUUAUUGAAGGAACCGUUACAACUCAAGGAAGACUUGAAGGAAGGAUGUGGGGGGCAACUAUGGCCAGCAGGGUUGCUGCUGUCGAGAUACAUGCUGGAGGAACAUGCCACCGAUCUCGUGGGUAAGACUAUAGUGGAGCUAGGAGCAGGUGGUGGUUUGGUCGGCUUAGCUGUCGCACGAGGCUGCCAAACCGACAAACCGAUAUACGUCACCGACCAAAAACCUAUGAUGCAGUUAAUGGCAGACAAUAUCUCACUGAACGGACUCUCGACAAAGGUGAAACCCGUUUUGUUGGACUGGGCCGAAUCGCCCCCAGCGGAGAUACCAGAGCAUCCAGAGAUUGUUCUCGCCGCGGACUGCGUGUACUUCGAGCCUGCCUUCCCGUUGCUGAUAUCUACGCUACAGAGACUCUUGGGGCCAGAUACAAUAUGUUAUUUCUGUUUUAAACGGCGGCGACGUGCUGAUCUGCGUUGUAUCAAGAUGGUCAAGAAACUGUUCAACGUGACUGAGGUCAACAGUUUCUCGACGUGUGAUGGAUACAACAGGGAGAAUCUCUUCUUAUACAAGAUCCAGUCCCGACAGAAGAGCAAAGAUUAG
Messenger RNA from Talaromyces marneffei, 966 nucleotides. RefSeq lists its product as uncharacterized. NCBI's taxonomy places the organism in Eukaryota, Fungi, Ascomycota, Eurotiomycetes, Eurotiales, Trichocomaceae. The record is from RefSeq and is a predicted model, not a curated record. The transcript is spliced from 3 exons. Bases 1 to 966 code for a protein of 321 amino acids.